CUUAUUAUUGUUGCCGGCCGGCUUCCUGUGUAAGUUUGGAACAUGGAGAGAAAACAUUGAGACAUAAAUGAAUAUAACUCUGUAUUUACAGUCAUGAACGUGAAUUUUAGCGCUUAUUCACUAUGAAAGUAGCAUAGUUUUCACUGAGCAGGAUUAUCAGUGUAAUUUGAAACUAACUAAUGAUUCAACAGAGGUACAGUACAUCUUUGUAUCAACAUACUGAAUUAUUUUUGAACCAUAUAAGCAGGUGAGGCUCUCAGAUGGAGGCAGUGUGUGAGCAGAUCCAUGGAGCUGAUGAUGAUGGUGGUGAUGAUGAGGAGGAUGAGGAGGAGGCAGGAGCUGGUGAAGCCAUGCUGUGGUCCAUCCAGGAGGCUCUGGAGAGGCAGACCCUGCAGAUCGGAGCAUCGGCCUGCGGGGCCACGGCAGUGGUGGACGUGCUGAAAGCCCUCGGCAUGGACGUGGCCCCCGAGGAGGCCGAUCGCUGCGUCCAAACUCGCCUGAGGAGGAAUGAGUCUCCUCUGCCUGACUAUCUGCUGUCCCGGAGCGAAGCCGGUGCGACUCACGCUCAGCUCAUCGCAGGAGCGGAGGAGGCCAGCAAAGGGAAGGUGAUGGGUCGCUUCUUCCACCUUCAUCCCCGCCGGCGGGUGAAGCUGGUCUCCUGGCUCGCGCGCUGGAUUCGAAAAGGCUCUGUUCCCGUCGCCACCAUGAACAUGCAACUGGCCGUGCCUGAGGGAGAGGAAGUGCCCGACGCCUGGCACCACCAGCUUAUAUUCGGGGUGGCACCUAAUGCUGUUUUCAUGACCAACCCUUUAGAUGUAGUGAGUGAGGGAGAGGUGCACCAGCGACUCUGCAGCGAGUCAGUGCUGCUGAUUCGUCGAGAGGACGUCCUGCAGCGUUUAACGCCAGAUUCCUGUCUGUCAAGCCUCUCAGAGAACCAAUCUGACCCCCGAUGGAAAGCCCUGGAUGUCGAGGGCCAGGUGAAACAGAUGGCCCUAGAAGCGGAAGAGGAACAAGAGCAACCCCGGUUAACGCACAUCACGAUCCCUGCAGCGUACAAAUCAGGCAUCACGCUCUUCGCCCUACGAGAAUCAGGGGUAGGACAAGAACUCAGCAGCACACCUGAACUCCUUUUGCUGUGACUGGACCGACACAAACAGACUCAAGACUUAAAGCUUCAAGACUUUUUUAUUGUGAUGUGAGAAAUAAAAUAUGACAUUUUAUUGAGCAGUAAUUUCACCCACACGCUGUCAUCCAUGUACAUUUCUAUCACUGAUGCCUGUUGUUAAAGCACAAGUACAAACUAACAAAAGAC
Molecule: messenger RNA, 1312 nt
Organism: Lates calcarifer (barramundi perch)
Lineage: Eukaryota; Metazoa; Chordata; Actinopteri; Centropomidae
Exons: 5
Coding region: 261-1139 (292 amino acids)
Source: RefSeq, a predicted model, not a curated record